Messenger RNA from Dendroctonus ponderosae (mountain pine beetle), 534 nucleotides. RefSeq names its product U4/U6.U5 small nuclear ribonucleoprotein 27 kDa protein-like. The coding region runs from base 1 to 534 and encodes 177 amino acids. The record is from RefSeq and is a predicted model, not a curated record. Gene Ontology annotation, cellular component: precatalytic spliceosome. NCBI's taxonomy places the organism in Eukaryota, Metazoa, Arthropoda, Insecta, Coleoptera, Curculionidae. Gene Ontology annotation, biological process: RNA splicing. The transcript is spliced from 2 exons.
AUGCCAGCAGAAGGUUCUCGCGAAAUAUUCAUGGGGUUUGCUGAAGAAGAACAUUUGAGGGAGCUCCCUAGACAGACUGCAUUAAUGGGUCGACGUAGUAGGUCGAAAUCUCCUUUUGGGCCAGGAAGACGACGGGAUAAAGAAAGGGAUAGAGAACGGGAACGAGACAAGGAACGACACAGAAGGAAAAGGUCUAGAGAUAGAUCGCGAGAAAGGGAUAGGGAAAGGAGACGUCAUUCCCAUGAAAGACGACGUCUGUCACGUUCAAGGAGCAGAUCCCGUUCGCGUUCCCUUGGGAGGAAAAGCGGGCUUCUUGCCGACCGACCCACAGUAACUGCAGCUGAUCUGGAAGGAAAAACUGAGGACCAACAGGACAUGAUGAGACUGAUGGGUUUCUGUUCUUUCGAUACAACGAAAGGUAAAAAAGUUGAAGGGAAUGAUGCAGGUACAGUACAUGUGAUUCUCAAAAGAAAGUACAGACAAUACAUGAACCGAAAGGGAGGUUUUAACAGACCGUUGGACUUCGUAGCUUAA